AUGACCAACGAAAUAGGGCUCGCUUCGCCACUGAUAAAUGAUAAAGCUGCGCCACUCUUGGAAAAUGCUGAAGAAAACUCGAUCGUUUUUCCAAGGAAAACUCUCAGUGGUAUAUUGCGUUAUUACCUGGACGAGUUCGCCGCGCCGGGACAACCGCAAUUUAGGAAUAAAAGAACGAUAUGUGGCGGCGACAAAAGAUUUUAUGGAGUUUUCGCAGGAGCCUUAUAG
Molecule: messenger RNA, 228 nt
Organism: Leptosia nina
Lineage: Eukaryota; Metazoa; Arthropoda; Insecta; Lepidoptera; Pieridae
Source: the annotation of a GenBank genome assembly